Molecule: messenger RNA, 4334 nt
Organism: Labeo rohita (rohu)
Lineage: Eukaryota; Metazoa; Chordata; Actinopteri; Cypriniformes; Cyprinidae
Gene: arhgap12a
Product: Rho GTPase activating protein 12a
Exons: 19
Coding region: 230-2725 (831 amino acids)
Biological process (GO): signal transduction; regulation of GTPase activity
Cellular component (GO): cytoplasm
Molecular function (GO): protein binding
Source: RefSeq, a predicted model, not a curated record
GGGAAAGUGGGCGCGAGCGUGCCGGAGGAGUUCGCUCGCGCCGCGGCUCAGGAACAAGGAACUAAGACGCUCAACUGCCCCGCAAAACCAGUGAACGUCAAAUUCAUCAUGUUUCUUUUGUCCUAACCCAAGAAACACCUGGAAUAUCUCGUCAGCUGAUUCCAUAUCAACCCAACACACCUCACUAUGCUCCUGUCCUCAUGCUAUUGACCUUUGACCUCUGACAGGGAUGGCGGACCGCUCGGUGGCUCCGGGUCAGACGUUCAUAGAGGUGGAAUACGACUAUGAGUACAAAUCCAAAGACCGUAUAAUCACCAUUAAACAGGGGGAAAAAUACCUGCUUGUGAAGAAGACCAAUGAAGACUGGUGGCAGGUGCGCAAAGACGAGGCCACUAAACCCUUCUACGUCCCAGCACAGUAUGUGCGGGAGGUGCGACGGGCUCUCAUGCCCCCUCCUAAACCCCUCAGUGCAGCAGGCCGAGGGGGGACCGGACCCAUUCGACCGUCUGGCCUGGACAUUCCGCAGCAAGAUGACAACAAAAAGAGCCCAUGUCCCUCACCCUGCGGCCCUGCUUUACUGCCACCCAGGGAUGACAGAGGCAGCCCGGGCAGCCCGACUGCACUCCUCCCCCCCACACAAACGAACACUUCACCUUGCACACUUCCACGUUCCAGAGCCGAGUCCCCAACUUGCAAAGAAGAGAUUCAUGAAGAGUUUGCUGGAGAAGGAGGCUGCUCGGAUAAAAACCGAAAUGAUUCAGAAUCCGGGGAUGAUCUCAGCAGCGGUUCAACUGAUAACCUACAGACUUUAGGUUCAGGGCAGGGCAGGCCUGACUCUCCUGUCUACACAAACCUGCAGGAGCUGAAGAUCUCUCAGUCCUCCACCCCUCCAUUGCCAUCUUCCUCUCCACUCCACACCAAUGGCGAGUGGGAAACUCACAAAGACCACAAUGGCAGACACUUCUACUACAACCGCAACACGCAGGAGAGGACCUGGAAACCCCCACGGGCACGGGACAGCCUCAACAGGAAAGAGGAAAAACAAGACAUGACUGACACUGAGGUUCUUUCGUCUGAGGAAAACUGUCUGAGCAGCCAAUCAGACAGCCAGUAUGGUUCGCCCCCUAGAGGCUGGUCUGAGGAAAUGGAUGAGCAUGGACACACUCUCUAUGUAUCUGACUAUACUAAUGAGAAGUGGUUGAAACACACAGACAAGCGAGGCCGGCUGUAUUACUACAGUGCAGAUGGCUCCAGAUCUGAGUGGGAGCUUCCUAAAAUUGGUCUCAAAUCACAGUCUAACCACACACCUCUGCUACCAGGAGAUGCACAGAAAACGCGUAGUCUUGACCGGAGACUACCCGAUUCCAUUCCUAUCAGGCCGAGGCACAGUAGUGUAUAUUUACACGAGUCCAAUGAGAAGUUAAAACAGAAAUCCGUCAAGGACCGGCGAACCUUACUCCCGCAACGCAAAAGCACCUUCCGCUCUCACCCUUAUUGGCUACAAGAUACCAAAACUGGCUCACCUGACUCUGACUCAUCCUGUCCCUCCUCUCCCAAACCCCCACUCUCUCCGUCGGAGAAAUGUGGCACUUUAAACAUGACUAAAAUCACUGAACAUGGAAAGAAGGUCCGGAAGAACUGGACCUCCUAUUGGACAGUUUUGCAGGGUUCUGCACUAUUAUUUAAUAAGGGUCAAGGGAGUGGUACUGGUUGGUUUGGAAGAGACCAGAAGCUGGAGUUCAGUGUGGAACUCAAAGGAGGUUCAGUGGACUGGGCAUCUAAAGACAAAUCAAGCAAGAAACACGUUCUAGAGCUGAAGACCCGACCGAACAUGGAGCUUCUCUUGCAGUCAGAUAACGAGAGCCUCAUCAAUGAGUGGCACAAGGCUUUGAGUGAUGCCAUACACACAUAUGUGUGGGAGUCUGACGAGGCCAUUGAAGAAGACAUGCCAGAAUCUCCUGAAAAUGAGAAACAUGACAAAGAAAAAGAGCAAAGAAACUCCAAGAAGGGCAGAGAUAUUAAGAAAUCUGUAAGCAUGGAUAAUGCAGAACAGAAGAAGAAGACCAAGCUGAUGAAGCUCCUCACAGGCAGACCCACUUUACAGGCCGUCAAAGACAAGGGCUACAUUAAAGAUCAGGUGUUUGGCUCCAGUUUGAGCAGUCUUUGUCAGAGAGAGAGUACCACCAUCCCUCACUUUGUCUCGAUGUGCAUUGACCAGGUGGAGAAAAAUGGGUUAGGUGUGGAUGGUUUGUACAGAGUCAGUGGAAAUUUGGCCAUUAUACAAAAACUGAGAUUUGCUGUUAACCACGAUGAGAAAGUGGAUUUAGGGGACAGUAAAUGGGAGGACAUUCACGUGACCACUGGAGCUCUGAAGAUGUUUUUCCGUGAGCUACCAGAACCGCUAUUCCCCUAUGCUUUCUUCAACAACUUCAUCUCCGCAAUCAAAAUGUCGGAUUAUAAGCAGAAAGUUCAGGCGGUUAAGGAUCUGAUGAAGCAGCUGCCACGGCCCAACCACGACACCAUACAAGCGCUCUUCAGACACCUGAAGAAAGUGAUCCAGCAUGUUGACGAGAACAGGAUGACCACACAGAGCGUAGCUAUUGUGUUCGGCCCGACGCUCCUACGCCCAGAGGUAGAGACGGCAAAUAUGGCCGUGCACAUGGUCUACCAGAAUCAGAUCGUGGAGCUCAUUCUUAUAGAAUGUGAGACAAUAUUCGGCAGGUAGGUCACACGCACAGGAACCUCUUGACCAAAGCCGACGGAACAGUCACUGGUGAAGACCGAACAGCCGAAUGACUGCCAGUCUGAACACUGAACAUACCUUUGGUACGUUUACAGAAGAACACCCGUAUUAAAAAAGAAAAACACCACUCUGGCUUCAACAUAAACAGUCAAAUCCUUUCUCAUAGUUUUUUUAUUUUUACAUACCCAAAUCCAGACUGUCAUUUGUGGAUUAAUUUGGAGUAACAAGGGCUUGAAAUAUGAACAUUUUCUGACUGAAAACCGUGUUGCGUAUUGGAGAAAUCUGAUGCUUCAUUUUAGUUUUCCGUUCACUACAAAUACUGCAUUUUGCGUCACGUCUUUCCGUGGUGAUACUGUAAUAUGGUUUGGAACAACGCAUCAACGGACUGAUAUAAGACAUGGAUUUUUAUUCUUUCCUAAAAACUCAUUUCCAUGGGAAUGGAUUGCAUUCUGUUCUGGCCUGCUGGAAUUAACCCCUGAGAUGACCACUGCUGGGAAACACUGGAGUUAUUGUGUAGACUCUGACAAUUUGGAUACAUAAUCUUUUGUUUGAGUCUCGGUCUCAAUUUCCUGAAUAUCAAUCCACUAUCAAAGUAUGUACAAUAUCUUGCACUGAAAAUAUACGUCAGGUAUAUUUCAAGCUGUGUGAGUGCAUUUUUCCCUUUCAGUCAUUAGACACUGAAAUAAAUUGUGCGCAGGACACAUUUAACCCUUUGAGGAUAUUAGACUACUGUUCCUGACCCCAGUCAAGCAUUGAAAACUCCCACAGUCUAUUUAAUAUAUGAGUACAGUAUGCUGUAGACAAAAUAACAUGUGAAGAUCUUGUAUUAGAGAGAGGGGAGAAGAUGUGAGUGGGUAAAACUUGAUCGCUCUUUCUAAAGAUGUCUGAUGGACAUACUAUGUGUGUGAUGAGUAAAAAGAGAACAUUGAGUUUAGGACACCACAGUUGUAUUAAUAUAGAGACAGGUUUGUUAAAAUGUUGUAAUAAGAAUUAAUUCAGAUAUGGUUAUUUGGUUAAUGGCUGUUGAAUGUAAUUCGUCAAAUGUUCUGCUGUAGAAGCAGAGCUUUGUCUUGAUCAAAAUAAAAUUGACAAGGCAAAUCAGUCCAGUCACCUUAUUUAGUGUUGCUAUUCCCAUCCACCAGGGGGCAGCAAACAUCACAAUAACAUUGGUUUUGUUUUUAUGCUGCUCUAACAAGUUCUCAAAUGUGACCCUGGACCACAAAACCAGUCAUAAGGGUCCAUUUUUUUAAAUUGAGAUUUAUACACCACCUGAAAGCUGAAUAAAUAAGCUUUCCAUUUAUGUUAGGAUACGACAGUAUUUGGGCGAGAUACAACUAUUUGAAAAUCUGGAAUCUGAGGGUGCAAAAAAAUUUUAAAUAGAGAAAAUCACCUGUAAAGCUGUCCAAAUGAAGUUCUUAGCAAUGCAUGAUACUAAUCAAAAAUUAGGUUUUGAUAUGUUUGAUCUUUAUUUUUUUGGCAUUUUGUUGGCAAUCCACUUUUUUGGAUUUUUGGCAUAAGAGAAAAAUCUUUCAUUUUGACCCAUACAAUGUAUUUUUGGCUAAUGCUACAAAUAAACCAGUGCGACUCAUGA